AUGGGCAAUUCGAGAAUCCAGUCCGACCGCUCGAAACUUAACGAGGCGUUGAGGCCAGUUUUGGAAUCUCUGCAGUUACCGACCAUUACAUUUACUCACGACAUCGCAGAGUAUCAAACUCUGGGCAACGAUACUGGAAACAAUGGCAUCCCAAAGCGUACGGAAGCGUACGAGCUGGAGGACAGUACACUGAUGCCGCUGGAGUUCGCACGGAUAGGCGUGAUGGCACCAUCAUCGGAGUCGUGCGAUGAAAUGAAAGUGUACUUGUACAAUCCUUUUGAAACGACGCCAGAAAGGCAGCUUUUCCUGUACAAACCACGAAACGGUUCGUCACCAUUCGCUCGGAGUGGCAGAAAAUUAAGGAUCUUUAAUGGUAUUCCGAUACGGUGUUCUAUCUUCCCCCGAAAUCCUACGUUACUGCCCCUGGACAGCCUUCCGGAAUCGUUUCGUAAUCUGCGCUAUGUACAGGAGACCGUUCGGGCAUCAAAUGGUUCGUGUGGGCUCGAUGGAAUGCUGCUAGGCAGUAUGGCCGUGGCGCUGAACUUUACGGCCGAAACGAUGGAUGCAAGUGACCGGCUAGAGUACGGCUAUCGACUAGUGAAUGAUACCUUCGUCGGUACGCUGGGCGAUCUGCUGUACCAUCGGACGGACGUCUCGUUUAACGUCCGAUUCUUAAAGUACUACGACACGGACGACAUCGAGUUCCUGAAGCCGAUCUACAGUGAUCAGCUGUGCAUCCUGUCGCCAAAAUCGUUGGAAAUACCGGAAUGGUUGGCGAUUUUCUUAUGCUUUCAUCCGUUUGUUUGGGCUACGUUCGUGACGAUCGGAUUCGUCGGUGGUUAUCUAUGGUGUGGCCUCCGUCGAUGGGCGCUGCGCAAGGUGCGAUUGUAUCGGGUGCAAUUGCAGAAGGGUGACACGGUACGGCCCUCGACACUAACGAUCGAACUGUGGCUAGUGCUGUUGGGAGCUAGCUCCAUACAUCUGCCUGUCCGCGGUAUCGAACGGUUACUGCUCAUAGUUUUCCUGGUGGCCAACGUCAUCAUCUCCGGAACGUUUCAGGGCACACUAACGACAGCGUUCAGUACGGUCACAUACUACGCGGACAUCGACACGCUGGUGGCGCUGGAUCGCUCGGGAUUAUCGAUCGGUACGUCGUCCCGUUCGCUGCUGGACAUCUUUGGUAACGUUAGCGGCAAUCCGUUGUACCAGUCACUUAAGAGCAAGCUGCACAUCCUGAACGUAUCGGCACGGAAUCGUGCAGCCUUUGAGCGGGAUCUGUGCAGCAUCGAACGUCGUUCGGAUGUUUAUCUGAUCAUCAACACGGAGUACAUGAGACCGAACGGGCAACCAAUGCUGCACGUAGUGAAAGAGUGCCCACGGGUGUACUCGUUGGCGCAUAUCGUCCGCAGCGGUUGGUCAUUUGCGCCGCUGUUCAACGAUGCCAUCAGUCGAUUCAUUGAGUCCGGACUGACCCGAAAGUGGUCGCUGGACAUCGAGAAUGCACUAACGGUGCACAAACGCAUCCAGCAAAUCAUCGACAGUCCGGAGGAGGAAACGCUUCGUAAGCUAUCGUUGGUGGAUAUGCAGACCUCGUUUUACAUCGUUGUUAUCGGUGUGGUGGUAGGUCUUAGUGUCUUUGCCGUUGAGCUGUUCAUUGGAAAAUGA
Molecule: messenger RNA, 1665 nt
Organism: Anopheles aquasalis
Lineage: Eukaryota; Metazoa; Arthropoda; Insecta; Diptera; Culicidae
Source: RefSeq, a predicted model, not a curated record